GGGCUCGUGUGCGCCCUCCUGCUCGCCGCCUGCUGCUGCUGUCGCCGCGCCGCGGGUGUGCCCGGAGAGGCGGAGCCCCCCGAGCCCGAGCUGGUGGAGGCGGAAGUGGGCGGCACGGCGCUUCUCAAGUGCGGCCCCUCCCAUUCCCAAGGCAAUUUCAGCCACGUGGACUGGUUUUCUGUGCACAAGGAGAAGCCGACACUCAUCUUCCGCGUGCGCAAGGGCCAGGGCCAGAGUGAACCCGGGGAGUACCAGCAGCGGCUCAGCCUCCAGGACAGAGGGACCACGCUGGCCCUGAGCCACAUCACGCCCCACGACGAGCGCAUCUUCCUGUGCCAGGCCAAGCGCCCUCAGUCCCAUGAGCACCGCAUCCAACUCCGUGUCUACAAAGCUCCGGAGGAACCGACCAUCCAGGUCAAUCCCUUGGGCAUCUCGGUCAGCAGUAAGGAGCCUGAGGAGGUGGCCACCUGUGUGGGGAGAAAUGGGUACCCUGUUCCUCAAGUCAUCUGGUAUAAGAACGGCCACUCCCUGAAGGAGGAGAAGAACCGGGUCCACAUUCAGUCAUCCCAGAUCGUGGAGUCAAGUGGUCUGUACACCUUGGAGAGUGUUCUGAAGGCCCAGCUGGUGAAGGAAGACAAAGAUGCCCGGUUUUACUGUGAGCUCAACUACCGGCUGCCCAGCGGCAACCACAUGAAGGAGUCUCGGGAAGUCAACGUCCAGGUUUUCUACCCGGCAGAGAAGGUGUGGCUGGAGGUGGAGCCCGUGGGGGCGCUGAAGGAAGGCGACCACGUGGAAAUCAGGUGUUUGGCGGACGGCAACCCCCCGCCCCACUUCACCAUCAGCAAGCAGAACCUCGGCACCAAGGACACGGAGGAGAUGACACCCGAAGACAACGGGGCCCUGGUCUUGGAGUCUGCCCAGAAGGAGCACAGUGGGCUCUAUCAGUGUCAGGGCCUGGACUUGGAAACCAUGGCUUCGCUGCUGAGCGACCCACAGGAGCUGCUGGUGAACUACGUGUCCGAUGUGCGGGUGAGCCCUGCAGCCCCGGAGAGCCGGGAGGGCGGCAGCCUCACCCUCAGCUGUGAGGCAGAGAGUAACCAAGCCGUGGAGUUCCAGUGGCUGAGAGAGAAGACAGGCCAGGUGCUGGAGAAGGGGUCUGUGCUCCAGUUCCACCGCCUGACGCGCGAGGCAGGGGGAGGCUACCGCUGCCUUGCAUCCGUCCCCAGCGUCCCGGGCCUGAACCGCACGCAGCUGGUCCACGUGGCCAUUCUUGGGUCCCCAUGGAUGACGUUGAAGGAGAGGAAGAUAUGGGUGCGAGAGAACGAGGUGCUCAAUCUGUCUUGCGAAGCCUCGGGACAUCCCCGGCCCAGCAUCUCCUGGAGCGUCGCGGGCACGGCACAGGAACAAGACCAAGAUCCGCAGGGCGUCCUGAGUGUCCUGAAUGUCCUCGUGACCCCAGAGCUGUUGAGGACGGGGGCCGAGUGCGUGGCUUCCAACUCCCUAGGCACAAACACCACCACCAUUCUCCUGGAGCUGGACUCCAGCAGAAGCACCGGCCUGAGCACCUCCACCGUCAGUCCCUCCGUCCGAGCCAACAGCACCUCCACAGAGAAGAAGCUGCCAGAGCCUGAAAGCAAGGGCGUGGCCAUUGUGGCCGUGACUGUGUGUGUUCUGGUGCUGGCCGUGCUGGGUGCCGUCCUCUAUUUCUUCUACAAGAAGGGCAAGCUGCCGUGCGGGCGGUCAGGCAAGCAGGAGAUCACGCUGCCCCCGUCUCGUAAGAGCGAAUUUGUAGUUGAAGUUAAGUCAGAUAAGCUCCCAGAAGAGAUGGGCCUCCUACAGGGCAGCAGCGGUGACCAGAGGGCGCCCGGAGACCAGGGAGAGAAAUACAUCGAUCUGAGGCACUAGCCCGCCCAGGACACCGAGCGCCCUUCCCACCUGGAAUGUUUUCUUCCCCCCCCUCACCCCCUCCCUCCCAACGCUCAGGACGACCGCCAAAGCCUCCGAAGCGGGCUGUGGAAAAGGCCCCUGCCGCAGCUGGCGUGUAGGCCCCAUCCCAGAGGGCUGAGCCAGCCCGCCACCGUCUCACUGUUGGGUGAUGCUCACCCCAGGGAGGGGCCUCAGCAUCCUGGGAGCGGGAAGGAGUUUCUCACAGACCAUGUUGUGGGUGUACAUACCUGUCUUCAGCCGGCAGCCUGUUUAUCUUGGCGCUGGUUUCCUGCCCCGAAGGCUGGCCUCGUUCUUCAGUUGUGUGGCUGAAGCGAGGGCUCACUGAGCCCAGGCCCCUCUCACGCCGUUCUGGAGAGUACCACAGCCUUCAUGACAAGCGGCUACCCACCUGCUUCAGGAGCCCCUUUUGUGACCCACCUUCCUCUGGGCAGAAGCCAGGACUGGUGUCAUUCCUUAAAAGAGGUGUUGGGUGUAUCUCAUUGUCCCUGCAGGGAGGAAGCUAGGCAGUUUUCCAGAGUUAGGCCAUUGAGCCCAACACCCUCCCCCCACAAUUUGGCUCCCACUGCCCAGGCAAGGGGUCGUAUCAGACUAAAAGGUGGGGUUAGGGGACAGAGAUGAGGUCCAGACUGUCUUUUAGGAGGAUCAAGGCUAUAAUUCUACUAGCACCAAACUUCUACGAACUGAGCUAACGGGCUUAGACCCUGGCAGAAGCGCCCUCACGGGAGAAUGGUACUUCGGGACGAGGAGCGGGCCUGGCUGCAGCUUUGGGGUGUGUAUGUGUAUCUGUGUGUGCGUGUGAGUGUAUGUAUAUGUGGUUUUGUUAGAUCGUGUGUACAUUUGCAAAUUUCCUUUAUAUAUAUAUAUAUAUAUAUGAAAAAUAAAGCUUAAUUGUCC
Messenger RNA from Neomonachus schauinslandi (Hawaiian monk seal), 2841 nucleotides. RefSeq names its product melanoma cell adhesion molecule (gene MCAM). Bases 691 to 1905 code for a protein of 404 amino acids. The transcript has 16 exons. Gene Ontology annotation, cellular component: plasma membrane. The record is from RefSeq and is a predicted model, not a curated record. Gene Ontology annotation, biological process: angiogenesis. Lineage: Eukaryota; Metazoa; Chordata; Mammalia; Carnivora; Phocidae.